Molecule: messenger RNA, 5303 nt
Organism: Anguilla rostrata (American eel)
Lineage: Eukaryota; Metazoa; Chordata; Actinopteri; Anguilliformes; Anguillidae
Gene: rabep2
Product: rabaptin, RAB GTPase binding effector protein 2
Exons: 12
Coding region: 266-1744 (492 amino acids)
Biological process (GO): endocytosis
Cellular component (GO): intracellular membrane-bounded organelle
Molecular function (GO): GTPase activator activity; growth factor activity
Source: RefSeq, a predicted model, not a curated record
AUUUUCAUUCAGGGAAGAGGGACCGUUCUCUACGUAGUUCUCUUCCAAAGGUUGAGAGUUCAGGAAGGAUAAUUACGUAAUUUCCGUAGGCUGACACCGGGGAAAGUAGUUUCCUGAACUUUUUAAAAGAAAGAUUUACUAAUCAAAUAAGUAGUGUAUAAUUGCUGUCUUUUCCACCCCUUUUUUCUUGGAUCUUGAAACGGAUGAAUGUGAAGAAGAAGAUAUAAAUUCGUUAAGGCGGACAACAAAUGAAUGUUUUUGAAACAUGGAGCAGAUAGACACGCAAGCAACUCAAAAUGCUUCAGAAGAAAAAGAGGCAGUCGCCAGCCUGCAGGCCCAGCUAGCCGAUUGCCGAGCACAGUUGGAGCACUGGCAGGGCGUGGCGACAAUAUGCGAGAUGAGCAAACGGGAGGAACUCGGGGAGUUACAGAAGCAAUGCGAUCAAGAGAUCCAGUCGCUGCAGGAAGCUUUGAGAGCGACCGCGUCUCAGUACGAAGGGAGGAUUUCAAUGCUGCAGUCUGAGCGCGCUCAGUGGAGGAGGGGCGGAGCCAGCACACCCAUCGACUGCAAGGGCCGCUCGCCGAAGGGGAGGAGUGACGGAGACCCCGCCCUGAAGGAGGGGCCCCGGGGAGGGGGGCAGACGGACAGGGAGGCGGGCGGAGCGGGGGAGGGGCCCGACGGCGAGCCCGGCGACCUGGAGGCGCGGGGGGAGGGGCUGGACGGCGAGGGGGCGGAGAGCGAGGGCGGGAGCCUGCUGGUGGAGGGCUACUUCUCGCAGCACUGCGACACCUCCUCGCUCUCCUCCUUCUCCCUGGACACGCCCUCGCUGCCCCGCCGCCCGCCCCCCCAGGAGGACACCGCCUCGCUCCUCUCCACGGGGACGCUGGUGCCCGAGGCCAUCUACCUGCCCCCGCCCGGGCACCGGCUGAUCACCCACUCCGACUGGGACGCCCUGCACGCACAGGUGUCUGAGCUGCAGGGAGAGUUGGCUCGUCUGAGAGAGGAGAGGGCCGACCUGGAGAAAGAGCUGGCCUCCUACACUGCCGACACCCAGAGACAGGUCUCAGUCCUACAGUCUCAGGUUCAGACCUCGGAGGCCCUGCUUCAGGAUCUGCAGCAGUCCCUCAGCCAAUCACAGAACACCGUGCAGAGCCGGCUGGCCGAGCUCUCUCUCUCCCAGAAGAAGAUGUGCACUGAGCUAUCCAGGCUGAGAGGAGGAGACAAGCAGGAAGAGGGAGAGGAAGACCCCCUGGCAUUCCUCAGCCCAAAUCUGCAGGGGGCGCACUGUGAGGAGAGGCUGCGGAUUGAGAUCGUCAACUUGAAGGAGCAGCUGGAGACACGGACGGAGGAGAGCGGUCUGUCUGUCUUUCAGCUGUCCAGUCUGAAGACAGAGACGGACCGCAUACAGAGCCACAACGAAAAGCUGCAAAACGAGUUGCAGGCCUGUCGCACUGAACUCGCGGGCCUGCGGGUGGCGAUGUCUCACCUGCACCAAGACUGUAAGGCGCAGAGCAAUGAGAAGUCCGCCCUGCAGCAGCAGUGCCUGGAGCUGCGCAGUCAGGUCAUCAGUCUGCGCAGUCAGGUGGACACCAGCCAGGCCGUGCAGAGGGACUUUGUGCAGCUGUCGCAGUCGCUGCAGGUGAAGCUGGAGUUGAUCCGCCAGGCCGAAUCCAUGGCUCAAGUGAAGGAGAUCCUCGGGGAGGGGCUGACCGGCGACGUCACAGAGCCCGCGGAAACGACGUGAGCCAGUCGGGAGGCGAGUCUCCCGACCAUCGCCGAAGGACAUUUUUUUUACGCGGCGAAAGGGAUUCCGUUUCCUCCGCGAAACGGACAGACUGCGACGAGAACCAAUUUUCGUUAUUAUUCUUAGCUUGAGUCUAAAAGUUCGUAACGAUGAAGUAUAACACUGACCACUGCUAGAGCUUUCAUUUUUACUUCAUGUUAUCCGUGGACAAAGACAUGUUUAAAAUGUCUUUUAUGGGCAUUUAGGACCUAUCCACACUAUGCAACCAAGUUUGACAAAUCUCUUACAAAUGUUGUAACAGAACAUUGGCAUUACUGUUCAAUGGCUGCUGCCACAGAUCCUGGGUUUGUCUCUCACCUAGAGCACUUGAUAUAGAAAUUAAACCAUAAUGCUUCACCGCGAAGCAAGCCUAAUAAAUUACGAAGCAGGAAUUUUAUGUUACAGAAGGAAGUACAUCCCAGCACUCAAGGGAGCAGAAUUCUAUGCAAGCAAACAUUUGUUAGCAUCAAGCUAACAAGUGUUAUGUGCCUGGAUUCAGACAUCAGCCAGCUAGCAUGUUAGCUUUGUUAGCUUUUCAGUGUUAGCAUUCAUGGAUUUUUUGUCUGUGAAUUUUCCUCUUUUCCAUUUUGUCAGUUUAUCCAUGUUUAUCCAAAGCCAAUUUGGCUUGUCAACUGGACUAAGUUACCUGCUAAGUGCAAUAAUUAACUGUUGAGGAUUCUAUAGAUAUUCAGAACUUUUCACCAGCAUAGUUAAAAUGGUUGAAAACCACCCCAAUAGAAUCUCAGUUUUGUAAGUCUGAACACAUACUAUGCUAUACCAUUCCUGUUUGAACCCAUUUAGUGGGCCUUAGUGACCAAAUGUUUUCUCACACUGGAAUGCGCUCAGGUUAUUUCAUAAGGAUAAGGAGAAAUGUACUAUAAUGCCCCAUUUGGACCCAUGGAUACAUGGGUACAUUCUGCUAUUGGGUGAUAGUCAAAGACCUGUGAUCUAAAGAAUCGGCUCUCCAAAAAACAGAGGGGUUCAAUCGUACCCUGCAGAGCCUCUCCUUCUGUGCAUUACGUUUAGUGAAGGUUGAGCAUUGUACCUCUAUAGAGCAGGACGUCCCAAUCUGUGGGCCAAGGAUGGGGGGGUUGGGGGGUUUGUUGAGGGUCGGGCAAAUCAAAACUAAGGUGCUGUCUAUCAUACACAUUCCAUUGACUUUCACAUCUCAGAUUUAUACACUGCGCUAGUUUCAGAGCACAGGUGUCCAAGUCCAGUCCUAGAAGGUCAGCUGGUGUUCAGUGUGUGCCUCUGAGCAGAGGUGAUAGAUUUAAGACGGGGGAUUGGCUAAGAGUCCGCACACUUUGCUCUCAAGGUUUUAAUUGGCUGCUGAUUGAAAGGACACCACAGAGAAACCCGCAGACACUCCGGCCGUCCAGGACUGGAGUUUAAUGACACAGAGCAGCGCGUUCGCUCGUGGGUUGUGGUUCUAAAAUAUUUGGCUACCUCUUCUGUCUGCAGAGAGGUGAACUGGGAGGAGAGCAGUGCAUUAUGGGAGCGGUUUUGUCGAGGGGAAGCCCUAAGGCGAGGCCCCUCGUGUGGGCUGUGUCCGCUCCAAACCGCCAAACCGCCCACCCCAACUGUCUGGGCUCCAGGGCCCUUCUCUCCCGCCCCCUGAGCUCCGUGGCCCCCGUCCCAGGCCGCAGAUCCGGUUCCCCCUGGCGACGAGGCUCCCUGCCACGUGGCACGGAGUGGUGCUCUUGAGGAACCGAUCGUUUUAUCCGCGGCCGCUAAGCAGGGCUAAAUUUAUCGGGUUCUCGAGGUGAAGACAGGGCCACUCCAUCUGAAACCGUCCCUGGGGCGGGGGCGGGGGCAGGGGCAGGUGGCUCGGGGGGUUGGGGGUUGUCACCGCUCCCGGCCACCGCCUUCUUACCCAAACGCUGCUGGCGACUGAAAAUACCGGGCAGCUGCUGCCGCGGGACCAGGCCGCGCGGUUGGGUUGCGCGGUUGGGUCAUUGUCAAUAUUCUACCGUUCUCUUCGUUUUAAAUACGGAAGACCCGCGCCCUUCUCCCAUUCGCGGUUUUUUGUGUAUCGGCAUCGGAAAGCUGAGGUUAUCUGUACUAGUUUUGUUUGUCGUUAACCGUGUAAUUAAUAUAUGUGUUUAUGGCAUUAUUACACUGAAUGGCAGGGUCUCCUGCAACGGUGGCCGUGAAGAUGCUGAUUGGGUCGCUGCCCUGUGACAUCAUCGAAGCCAUUCCAUUUCUGGAGGAAGUGGCUGAGUAAUCAUUGCUGCUCUCUAAUAUGAUCUCAUAGCUUAACUUACACUGGGACUGUUACUUCUGGCACACACACAGCUGUAUUAGAGUUACACCUAAAGUACACUCCCUGUGGGUCCCACUGUCGUUUUCUGGGGCCAAUUCUGAUUUACUGGAUUAAAUAUAGGAGAGAUUAAAUAAAAUUAUAACAUUGUUUUCUUUUUGAUUAAGCUGCUGUUUGUGCAUCUAUAAGACUGAGCUACAGGACCACUGUUGAUAGUAAAACAGUUCCCUGUCCUUACUCCUUUAGCCUGUCCAGACCACGAAAGUAUGGCGUUAUGUUUCUCGUGCCGCAAACACAAGACCAUGUCUGUUUCUGAACGAGGUUUGUUCAGGGCCUGAACGCACUUUGGCCUCAACCCUCUGGCCUUGUUGCGGUCGAUACAACAGAAACCUGCCCCGGUUCCCCUCCUGCCACAGUGACCAGGCCCUGUAUUCAUAAAGCAUCUCAGAGUAGACCCGCUGAUCUAGGAUCAGUUCUGCCUUUUAGCUCAUAACGGGUGAGGUCAGGAUACGGUCAGCAGAAAACCGAUCCUAGAUCAGUGCUUUGUGAAUACAGGCCCCAGCCUGAGCUUCCAGUGCGCUGUGCUUACAGUAACAGAGGGGCUCUGGUGCAGCUCUGGUGAGGUCAACCACUGUCAGAACAUCUCCGCUUGAAGUCAGGUCUUGGAUAACACGCCUCAACGUAGACUGUAUACGACUAAAAGAUAUUCUACUUGCACUACCUGCAGCACUGAUUUUAUGACUCGGUUUUGCGUAAUGAGCGGCUGGAACCACGCUGGCUCCACUAAAACUGAGGAAGACUGAGACCCAGCACUCCAUACCUUACCAUGGGAUAUUAUCUCAGGAAUACUGGAGGGGAUUUUUUUAUUUUUUUUAUUUUUUACAGUUUUCAGUGUGGUUUGGUUCUGCUGCCACUCUGGGGGAUUUAAGCUGAUCAAUAGGAAUGAAAAGCCUUUUUUCGGUUAAAAAAGGAUCCGCCUCCAUCUGGAGUAGAAGGAGAUGGACUCGGAUGAACGGGAAAAUAAACCCCAGGUGAUUCUGGAGGGAAAGGAGCUGCAGGCAGCGGUGAUUUCUGUGCAGUUCCACCUGUAUUUUCAAGGUGAAAUGAUUAUCGGUGGUUCAAGUGCAUUCGUUACAGAAAACAGAAGUGCUAUAUAUACGUUUCUUUCAUUGUGAUUGAUUCAGGGUGGAAAAGCUAAAAGAAAUGUGAGUCUGGCGUGUGUUACAAGUGUACAUUAAAAAUAUUUACGUUUGUUGAAAA